AUGGGGCGCCACGUGAGGCCAGGAGCGGAAGUCGGAAAGUGACAUGGCGGCAGCGAACAAAUGUCAUUUGUGAGCUUUUACGUUCGCUGCUAAUUUCUCGAGACCGUGAGCGUCGUCGUGGGACAAGAAGAAAAGAAGGCAAAACUACGACGACGACGACCUGUUUGUUUAACAGUUUAGAAUUAAGUCUGAAGAAGACAAAAGCCUGAGUCAUCGCAUUUGAUUGGAGAAAAUGAGCCGAGUGAGACGUCGCCUUGACGCAAAUGAUUGACAGCUGUCAGCUUGUCACAUGCUUCCUGGGAGGAAAACUGCGUCCAAUCAAACGUGGAGAUCCAUCUGCGAGCCUUUUCCGAGCCACGCCCACCUCUAAUGCAACUCGUCGAUUGGUUCCUCCGAGAAGCAACGCCCUCAGGCCACCUUAUUAGCGGCCGCCAUGUCUUCGGAUGCGUCAGAUGCCGCGCCGUUCCUGUGCGAUGACGGUGAGGAGGAGGAGGAGGAGGAGGAGGAGGAGGAGCGCGGUGCGGCGCAGGGGGAGGAGCCGAGCAGCGGUGUAACGCCCACACGCGCCGUGCUGACCGUGUUCAUCCUGUGCUACGUCAACCUGCUCAACUACAUGGACCGGUUCACCGUCGCAGGCGUUCUUCCUGACAUCGAGCGUUACUUCGGAAUCGACGACAGCAAAUCGGGUUUGCUCCAGACUGUCUUCAUCUGCAGUUACAUGUUCCUGGCGCCGCUCUUCGGUUACCUGGGCGACCGCUACAACAGGAAGUCGAUCAUGAGCGGCGGCAUCGCUUUCUGGUCGCUGGUCACGCUCGCCAGCUCGUACACGCCCAAGGAGCACUUCUGGGCGCUGCUGCUGACGCGCGGCCUGGUGGGCGUGGGCGAGGCUAGCUACUCCACCAUCGCGCCCACCGUCAUCGCCGACCUCUACGUCAAGGAGAGCCGCACCAACAUGCUCUCCGUCUUCUACUUCGCCAUCCCCGUGGGCAGCGGUCUGGGCUACAUCGUGGGCUCGCAAGUCAGCAACGUAUCCGAGGACUGGCACUGGGCUCUGAGGGUGACGCCAGCGUUGGGUCUGCUCGCUGUGCUGCUCCUCCUCCUGGUGGUCCAGGAGCCAAAACGCGGCGCCGUGGAAGCUCGGCCCCGACAUCGGCUUCACCGGAGCGGCUGGAUCGAGGACCUGCGAGCGCUGAGCAGGAACCCGAGCUUCACGCUGUCCACCUUGGGCUUCACGGCCGUGGCCUUCGUCACCGGCUCGCUGGCUCUGUGGGCGCCCACCUUCCUGUUCAGGGCGGCCAUGUUCACGGGCGAGCGUGCGCCCUGCGUGGAGGCUCACUGCUCGUCCUCGGACAGUCUGAUUUUCGGCGCCGUCACGUGCGUGACGGGCGUGCUGGGCGUGGCCGGCGGCGUCCAGGCCAGCCGUCUGCUCCGGACGCGGACGCCGCGCGCCGACCCGCUGGUGUGCGCCGCCGGCCUGCUGCUGGCCGCGCCCUUCCUCUACCUCGCCAUCGUCUUCGCCGAGGCCAGCGCCGUCGCCACAUACGUAUUUGUUUUCCUGGGCGAGACGUUCCUGUCCAUGAACUGGGCCAUCGUCGCCGACAUCCUGCUGUACGUGGUGGUUCCGACGCGACGCUCCACCGCCGAGGCUGUGCAGAUCGUCGUCUCGCACCUGCUGGGGGACGCGGGAAGUCCGUACCUCAUCGGCGUGGUGUCGGACUCGCUGAGGAAGACGGACUCGUUCUUGUGGCAGUUUCGCUCGCUGCAACUUUCUCUGCUUCUCUGCUCCUUCGUGGCCGUCGUGGGCGGAGCUUUCUUCCUGGCCGCCGCCCUCUUCAUCGAGCGAGACCGCCACCGAGCCGACAACUUCGGACCGGAAGAUGACGAGCCCAUCCCGGUGCCCGAAAGCGGGCGGUCCGCUUCCGUUCCGGUGUCCAGUGUUCUGAUUUGACGGGGUCCCCGUUGAUCUUCGCCACGCGAACGUGAACUUGGGAGGAAGCGGCGGACGUUUUUCACGACUUUUCCCUUUUUAAAAAAAUGAAAUAAAAUUUGAACGAUGCCGGACGCUCGUUGGAGCAAAACCGCUCCACCGGUAAACUCGACUCCGCCGCCAAAUCCGCUUGUUACUUCUCGCGUGCUCUUUUAGGAUGCGCUUUCCUGUUCUCAACUUGCCGCCUUUUAUUAGGGCGUUUGCCUUUCUCGACGUCCCGUGUGUCAUCUUCUCGCUUUUGUCUUGACGGCAAGCCACUUUCCUUGCUUUGUUUUUAGAUGAACCGAAUAAAAAACAUCAACUUCUU
This is a messenger RNA of Phycodurus eques (leafy seadragon), 2294 nucleotides long. RefSeq names its product SPNS lysolipid transporter 1, lysophospholipid (gene spns1). Gene Ontology annotation, biological process: transmembrane transport. Gene Ontology annotation, cellular component: membrane. Gene Ontology annotation, molecular function: transmembrane transporter activity. The transcript is spliced from 14 exons. Lineage: Eukaryota; Metazoa; Chordata; Actinopteri; Syngnathiformes; Syngnathidae. The coding region runs from base 434 to 1948 and encodes 504 amino acids. The record is from RefSeq and is a predicted model, not a curated record.